AUGUCGGCCUCUCCCCCAAAACAGGAGGGUGUGGAACCAGUCCAGUCGCCUGACGAAGAACAGCCCAUGGACAGGAACACAGAGGAGAACACAGCUCAGAUAGGUUACGAAUUCGAGGUCAAGGAGCAAGACCGAUGGCUUCCAAUCGCCAAUGUCGCGCGAAUCAUGAAAAUGGCGCUCCCCGACAACGCCAAGAUAGCCAAAGAGGCCAAAGAAUGCAUGCAGGAGUGCGUGAGCGAGUUCAUCUCAUUCAUCACCAGCGAGGCGUCCGAAAAAUGCCAGCAGGAAAAGCGCAAGACUGUCAAUGGCGAGGACAUUCUGUUUGCCAUGACUUCACUCGGCUUCGAGAACUACUCAGAGGCCCUCAAAAUCUACCUAUCCAGGUAUCGCGAAUUCGGUUCAUCCGGGUCCGGCGGGCCCGCAGGCCCAGAGGGUCAACAGCAUGUACUGAGUGGCGACUCCGAAAUGGCCGAAGACGGCACCGCCUUUGGAUACACGGUCCACAACGGAAACGGGAACGAGUACUAG
Messenger RNA from Alternaria arborescens, 528 nucleotides. RefSeq lists its product as hypothetical. The transcript has 4 exons. Gene Ontology annotation, biological process: regulation of transcription by RNA polymerase II. Gene Ontology annotation, cellular component: nucleus; CCAAT-binding factor complex. NCBI's taxonomy places the organism in Eukaryota, Fungi, Ascomycota, Dothideomycetes, Pleosporales, Pleosporaceae. Gene Ontology annotation, molecular function: protein heterodimerization activity; DNA-binding transcription activator activity, RNA polymerase II-specific; RNA polymerase II cis-regulatory region sequence-specific DNA binding. The record is from RefSeq and is a predicted model, not a curated record. Bases 1 to 528 code for a protein of 175 amino acids.